CCCUCUGUCAUGUUCCUUCUGGUCACGCCUCCUCUCUCCGGGUAAAGAUGGCGGCGCUCACGAGAGUGUUCUGUGUCACACAGCGGUGCCAGGCAUCAUGGGGUACUGUGUUCUGGAGAUCUCUGUCCACAUCACCUCGGACACAGGCGGAGGGGGUUAAACCAGAGGGUGCAUUUCAUGUCACCAUGAUCCCUGGGGACGGAGUGGGCCCGGAGCUUAUGCACUCUGUGAAGGAAGUGUUCAAGGCAGCUGAGGUCCCGGUGGAGUUUGAUGAGCAUCACCUGAGUGAGGUGCAGAACAUGGCGUCUCCAGAGAAGCUUGAGGAGGUGCUGACAUCCAUGCGUGCAAACAAAGUGGCCAUUAAAGGUGAUUGGAGGGAACUUCCUGCAUGUGUGUGUAUACAGUGGGUAUUGAAAAGAAUCACCACCCUUGAAAAUAAUCAAAUUGUGUUGCUUUGCAGCCAGAAAUAAAAACACACCGUUUUUGUUUA
Molecule: messenger RNA, 490 nt
Organism: Bombina bombina (fire-bellied toad)
Lineage: Eukaryota; Metazoa; Chordata; Amphibia; Anura; Bombinatoridae
Product: isocitrate dehydrogenase [NAD] subunit beta, mitochondrial
Exons: 4
Coding region: 48-470 (140 amino acids)
Biological process (GO): tricarboxylic acid cycle; isocitrate metabolic process
Cellular component (GO): mitochondrion
Source: RefSeq, a predicted model, not a curated record